CAUGGUGUAUCAGAGAUUAUAAACCGUUGAAAAAGAAGAAAAAAAAAAGAACCUGCGGACUUUCUUUUUCACUAUCUCUUUUUGUUCCCGUCGGUAGUCGUUCCUGCGGCUAGGGCAUUUUACAGAAUGGACAGUGGAGAGACAUCACAGAGCGACAUUGCUACUUCUAGUGCUACCGAUCCAGCUAACACCACCACUGCUGAAUCAGAAUCAUUACAAAAGUCAUUUGAACAAGUUUUAGAAUCUCGAAAACUAAAAGAUGCCACAAAAGUGCUUGUAUUAUUCAAUGCUAUCGGCAACGCGCCUAUAUUAAAACAAAAGCUAUACAAGAUCACGGCAUCCAACAAGUUUCAAAUGGUGAUACAAUUUCUUCGAAAACAACUGCGCUAUCAGGGCUCCGAUCCUUUGUUUUUGUAUAUUAACAGUGCUUUUGCACCAGCUCCUGAUGAAAUUGUUGGGAGUUUGUACAAAUCUUUCAAGACCGAGGAGCAACUUAUAGUAAAUUACAGCACCAUGGCAGCCUGGGGUUAAAAACAAAUCCCCCUCUCCAUCAUCAUCAUCCUACAUGCAUAUUACAUGUGAGAUAAUACCUCUCUGAUCACCAUGAUUACUUACUAUUAUUAAGUUGUUUUAAUGUUUUACUCAAACCAAAGACUGCAAUGUUGAAGUUGUAUACACGAAAUUAAGGGCAAAGAGAGAGAGAGAGAGAGAGAGAAUAAGUGACGAGGGAAGUGGUACAUAUAAUACAGUUAGAUGAUGAUGGUGAUGAUUAUGAGGAAAGAAUAGAAAAGUGAAUGUGGAUAGGAAAAGAG
Zychaea mexicana is the source of this 812-nucleotide messenger RNA. RefSeq names its product ubiquitin-like autophagy protein Apg12-domain-containing protein. Gene Ontology annotation, cellular component: cytoplasm; Atg12-Atg5-Atg16 complex; phagophore assembly site membrane. The coding region runs from base 127 to 531 and encodes 134 amino acids. NCBI's taxonomy places the organism in Eukaryota, Fungi, Mucoromycota, Mucoromycetes, Mucorales, Lichtheimiaceae. Gene Ontology annotation, biological process: autophagosome assembly; autophagy of mitochondrion; C-terminal protein lipidation. The transcript is spliced from 5 exons. The record is from RefSeq and is a predicted model, not a curated record.